Molecule: messenger RNA, 1657 nt
Organism: Radiomyces spectabilis
Lineage: Eukaryota; Fungi; Mucoromycota; Mucoromycetes; Mucorales; Radiomycetaceae
Product: enolase
Exons: 3
Coding region: 101-1411 (436 amino acids)
Biological process (GO): glycolytic process
Cellular component (GO): phosphopyruvate hydratase complex
Molecular function (GO): phosphopyruvate hydratase activity; magnesium ion binding
Source: RefSeq, a predicted model, not a curated record
CUGGGCUUGAUCGAUAAGUUGCAUAUUUAAAUGCAUUCAAGUUUCAUUCACUAUCGAGUUUUUUUUUCUCUUUCUUUUCACAUCAAAAAAAUCAUCCAUCAUGUCUGUCUCCAAGGUUCACGCUCGUCAAAUCUACGAUUCCCGUGGUAACCCCACCGUCGAAGUUGAGGUCACCACUGGCAAGGGUGUCUUCCGUGCCGCCGUUCCCUCCGGUGCUUCCACCGGUAUUCACGAAGCUCUUGAACUCCGUGAUAACGUCAAGGGUGACUACAUGGGCAAAGGUGUGCUCAAGGCUGUUGAGAACGUGAACAAGCAAAUUGCUCAAGCUCUCAUUGAUGCCAAGAUCCCCGUCACUGAUCAGGCUGCCGUUGACAACUUCUUGUUGAAGUUGGAUGGUACCAAGAACAAGUCCAAGCUCGGUGCCAACGCCAUCCUCGGUGUUUCCCUUGCUGUUGCCAAGGCCGGUGCUGGCGAGAAGGGUGUUCCCCUCUACGUCCACUUUGCUGACAUCUCCGGUUCCAAGAAGCCUUUCGUGCUCCCUGUCCCCGCUUUCAACGUUAUCAACGGUGGUUCCCAUGCUGGUAACAAGCUCGCCAUGCAGGAAUUCAUGAUUCUUCCAACGGGCGCCAAGUCCUUCUCUGAAGCCAUGAAGAUGGGUUCUGAAGUCUACCACAACUUGAAGAGCGUCAUCAAGGCCAAGUACGGUCUUGAUGCUACCAACGUCGGUGACGAAGGUGGUUUCGCCCCCAACAUUCAAGACAGCAAGGAAGGUCUCGACUUGUUGAUGUCUGCCAUUGAUAAGGCUGGCUACAAGGGUAAGAUCAAGAUCGGUAUGGACUGUGCCGCUUCCGAAUUCUACAAGGAUGGCAAGUACGAUUUGGACUUCAAGAACCCCAAGUCCGAUCCUUCCACCUACUUGACUGGUCAACAGCUCGCUGACCUUUACAAGUCCUUCUCUGAUAACUAUCCCAUCGUUUCCAUUGAAGAUGCUUUCGACCAGGAUGACUGGGACAACUGGACUCACUUGGAAAACACCUCCGACUAUCAGCUUGUUGGUGAUGACUUGACUGUCACCAACCCUGAACGUAUCAAGACUGCUGUCGAGAAGAAGGCUUGUAACGCUUUGUUGCUCAAGGUCAACCAGAUCGGUACCGUCACCGAAUCUAUCCAGGCUGCUAAGGAUUCUCAGGCUGCUGGUUGGGGUGUCAUGGUCUCUCACCGUUCCGGUGAAACCGAAGACACCACCAUUGCUGACCUUGUUGUCGGUCUCCGUACCGGUCAAAUCAAGACUGGUGCUCCUUGCCGUUCUGAACGUUUGGCCAAGUACAACCAGCUUCUCCGUAUCGAAGAAGAACUCGGUGCCAAUGCCAUCUACGCUGGUGAGAACUUCCGCAAGGCUCAUGAAAUGUAAAUAUGAUAAAAAAAUCUCGCCCCACCAUCUUCUUUCAUUCUAGUCGCAUAAGGGGAAAAGCAAAAAAAUAAUCUUUUCUUUAUUUUCCCCAAAAUUUUAAAUAAAUAAGCAUUACGUUAUAAGCGCUGUAAAAAAGAAGGACCACGUCUUCAGAUUAGAUUAUCGACGUCUUGUGGUUGAAAAUGUUGACGAUGUGAAAAAAGUCAUCAUGCCAUCGCUCGGCUAGCUACAUCACAAUAAAGCGGG